Etheostoma cragini (Arkansas darter) is the source of this 1196-nucleotide messenger RNA. It is a transcript of the gene nrm, whose product is annotated as nurim. Gene Ontology annotation, cellular component: nuclear membrane. The coding region runs from base 95 to 919 and encodes 274 amino acids. NCBI's taxonomy places the organism in Eukaryota, Metazoa, Chordata, Actinopteri, Perciformes, Percidae. The transcript is spliced from 4 exons. The record is from RefSeq and is a predicted model, not a curated record.
UGUCAAUAUUCGGUAUUAACACCAACUCCUCUCCCGGAAGAAACCCAAAUCACUAUGUGUGGAAGUUGGUAAAUGAAGAUUAACGCUGAUUGAAAUGGCGUCAGUCACGAUACGUGGCUGGGCUCUCUGGACCGUGUCUCUGCUCAACUUUGCGUUUGUUUCCAUAUCCGGUGCAGACUUCAUUCGGUUUAUAUCGUUUCGAGCCAUUUACCACAACAUCACCGGGGAGACGACACUCUGUCAGGACUCCAUACCGUGGUCGGUGGCUCUGCAGGACAGCUCUGUCCUUGGGUCUCUUGUUGUGGAUUUGGGGCUGCUGGCUUUCUUCAUCACACAGCACAGUCUGCUGGCCUGGUCACCUGUAAAACAGGCCCUCCAGUCAGUGCUGGGGGCCCUGAACAGGACAGCAUACUGCUUCACCACAGUGCUGGCACUCCAGAUCUUGAUGCGUUACUGGCAGCCUGUGACUGGCGCCCCCUGUCUGUGGUCAGUGCGUCAUGCACCCUGGAGUAUCUGGUUCCCUCUGCUCUGCUUCAGUCUGCACUUCCUCUGCUGGGCAAUCAUCUGCAGCAUCCUCAUGAUCUUUGACUACCCUGAACUGCUGGGCAUCAAGCAGGUGUAUUACAGUUGUCUCGGUUUAGGGGACCCCCUGUCCCAUAAGUCACCUGGUGCUCAGCGCCUCCUGUCUCACCUCCGCCACCCAGUGUGCGUGGAGCUGGGCGUGGUGCUGUGGCUUCUGCCAGCGUUAUCCCUGGACAGGCUCCUGCUGGCGGCGACGCUGUCAACCUAUCUGGCCCUGGCACACUCUCUGGACAAACAGGAUGUAAGCUACCUCUGCGUCCAGCUUAACAGCAAGCUGCAGCUCUUUGCCGAGCUGCACCAUGGCAGCUCUGUCGCCAGCGACCACAAGGACAGGUGAAGCGAAGGUGCUCUUACUGCUGCGAUGUGAAACUGGCUGCUGUUUUACAAUUAUUAGAAACUGAGUUCUCAAAAAGCCGGGUUAUCUGCUGCGCUAAAUAAUAAUGACACUGCUUGACACUAAUACUUUUUUUUUAAUGUUCUCUUUUCACUGUGUAUGAGAUUUUAUGAAGGAGAUUUUAUUCCUACAUUUGAUAACACAAUUAUUAUUUUUUAUUUUUGAGAAUAUUUCUAUAUAUUCUGAUUAAAUGUAGGAACAAAUUCUCAAAUAUAUGGAG